AUGGCGUGGUCAGACCGUGAGACCAUUGUGUCCUUCGGGGUUCGUUUUGUAUCCGUGCGGACUCAUCACAGUCAGUCCGUCUCGUUUAAUGAAUUAAGCGAGCGGUUUGCUAACGCUACAGCUGAACUGAAACUGCAGGACCUCAAAACCACCGUUUCACAAAAGCAAGAGGAAGCGUGCACGCUGUCAAAGCUGAAGUUUCAACGACUGCGUCAGUGCCUCCACCAACAGAACGAUGAAGAUGUUUACGAGAACGCUAUAAAACAUGAAGAGGAUCCAAAGAGGCAGAAAAGUGCAGUAUCACUCUUCAUCAUCAUCAUCAUCAUCCUUGUCCUGCUCAUCAUCAGAUCUCCCUGUGAUCACAAUCAGUCCGCCUCGUUUGAUGAAUUUAGCGAGCGGUUUGCUAACGCUACAGCUGAACCGAAACUGCAAGAGCUCAAAACCACCGAUGAGAAAAAAUGUGAUAGUGAUAAAGUGAUAAACUGGAAGUUCCAACAAGUCCAUCAGUGUCUCUCUGUACAAAACGCAACCAAGACUUGUGAACUGUGUGAUGAAGGGUGGAGGUCUCUCGGGUUGAAGUGCUACUUCUUCUCCACCAAUAAUCUGAACUGGAUGGCGAGUCAAGACUAUUGCAUCGAGAAAGGAGGCCACCUAGUGAUCAUAACCAGCCAAGCAGAGCAGAAUUUUCUAGCUUCACAUUUUAGAGUUCUUCACUGGAUCGGUCUGAAUGAUUUGGAGACGGAGGGAAAAUGGAUGUGGGUGAACAACAAGACCUUGGAUGAGACCGGUGUGAAGUUCUGGUAUACGAGGACAGAUCAACCCAGUGAGCCUGAUAACUGGAGAGAAGAGGACCCUUCUGGAGAGAACUGUGCUUGUAUGGGGCAUUUAUUUGGUGCUGUAGGUGACUGGUUUGAUAUCACUUGUCGUAGAAAGCAAAAGUACAUCUGUGAAAAACAAGUGUGAGAUACAAAUAUAAGAAACUUGAACCAUUUAUUCAAAUGUUCGAACCGGC
Messenger RNA from Trichomycterus rosablanca, 1012 nucleotides. Its product is annotated as C-type lectin domain family 10 member A-like. NCBI's taxonomy places the organism in Eukaryota, Metazoa, Chordata, Actinopteri, Siluriformes, Trichomycteridae. Bases 1 to 963 code for a protein of 320 amino acids. The record is from RefSeq and is a predicted model, not a curated record. The transcript is spliced from 10 exons.